AUGACUGACCCUUCCGAAGAAGCUGCUUACAUCGAAAAGCUCUAUGAAUACGGCGAGCAACUCAAUAGUGCCAAAGACAAAUCUCAGAACGUCAAGGAUUAUCAGGGAAUCAUAGAUGCAGCUAAGACUAGUGUUAAGGCGAAGCAGCUCGCCGCACAGCUCAUUCCGAAGUUUUUUAAGUUCUUCCCUGAACUCUCUGGUCCAGCACUUGAUGCUCAUCUUGAUUUGGUUGAGGCUGAAGAACUUGGGGUGCGGGUGCAAGCGAUAAGAGGAUUGCCUCUUUUCUGCAAGGAUACACCUGAGAAUAUUGGAAAAAUGGUUGAUAUUCUUGUGCAAAUUCUUGGGUCUGAGGAAUUUGUGGAGCGUGAUGCUGUGCACAAGGCUCUUAUGUCUCUGUUAAGGCAGGAUGUGAAAGCUUCUUUGACAGCUUUGUUUAAGCACAUUCGUGGCAGUGAUGAAGAGCCAAAUACGGAUGAUGUUAUUCGUGAAAAGGUUAUAAACUUUGUUAGAGAUAAGGUCUUCCCUAUUAAAGCUGAAUUGUUGAAGCCGCAAGAGGAAAUGGAAAGACACAUAACCGAUCUAAUAAAAAAUAGUUUAGAAGAUGUAACCGGUAUAGAAUUUCGAAUGUUUAUGGAUUUCUUGAAGAGUUUGAGCCUAUUUGGAGAAAAGGCUCCAGCUGAGCGGAUGAAAGAGCUGAUUGAAAUCAUUGAAGGACAAGCUGAUUUAGGUUCACCGUUCAAUGUUGCUGAUGCAGGUCAUACAGAUCAUAUUGAUAGAUUGAUAUCAUGUCUUCACAUGGCACUUCCAAUUGUCAUGAGGGGUGCAUCUAGCAGCAAAUUUAUUAACUUCAUAAACAGUUAUAUAAUUCCUGUUUUUGACCAGCUUCCUGGAGAACGAAAAGUAGAUUUGCUCAGAAACCUCGCAGAGUUCUCACCUUUCACAACACCACAAGAUUCACGGCAAAUGCUUCCUUCUAUUGUUCAGUUGCUGAAGAAAUACAUGACUUGGAAGAAGACCGGAGAAGAGAUGAAUUUUACAUAUGUUGAGUGCUUGUUGUACACAUUUCAUCACCUUGCUCACAAGGUUCCGAAUGCCACCAAUAGUUUAUGUGGUUACAAAAUUGUUACUGGUCAGCCAUCUGAUAGGCUUGGAGAAGACUUUUCAGAACAUUAUUCUGAUUUUACUGAGAGAUUGAAAAACGUUGAGGAGUUCACCCGGGCUACAAUCAAGAAAUUAACUCAAGGAAUGGCUGAAAACAACAAAUCUAUGGCAAAUGCUAAAACUGAUGAAGAAAAGGAAAAAAUUAAAACUAAAAAACAGAACGCCACAACUGGGUUGCGUACCUGCAAUAAUAUUUUGACGAUGACGAAGCCAUUGCACGCCAAAGCACCUUCUUUUAUUGGAGAUAAGAGAAUCAACCUUUCCUGGAAAGAAGCACCCAAAUCCGCGUCAACUACCGUACAAGCUGUUGGAGCAAAACGGCCUGCUACCACAGGCAAUGGAUCCAACAAUAUUGCAUUGAAGAAGGGCCGAGGUUCUGGUGGCGUGCAAAACCAACUUGUCGAUAGAGCGAUAGGCGGAUUAUCUGGUGGAGGAAGAGGCAUAUUAUCUGGUGGAGGGAGAGGCAGAGUAUCUGGUGGAGGGAGGGGUGGAACAAGGGGCCGAGGCUGGGGUGGUCGUGGGAGAGGAAGUGGAAGAGGUAGAGGUAGAGGGUAUUGGUGA
Molecule: messenger RNA, 1722 nt
Organism: Lathyrus sativus (Indian pea)
Lineage: Eukaryota; Viridiplantae; Streptophyta; Magnoliopsida; Fabales; Fabaceae
Source: the annotation of a GenBank genome assembly